Molecule: messenger RNA, 1692 nt
Organism: Colletotrichum navitas
Lineage: Eukaryota; Fungi; Ascomycota; Sordariomycetes; Glomerellales; Glomerellaceae
Product: ATPase
Exons: 1
Coding region: 1-1692 (563 amino acids)
Biological process (GO): DNA repair; DNA-templated DNA replication; DNA synthesis involved in DNA repair
Cellular component (GO): nucleus
Molecular function (GO): enzyme activator activity; single-stranded DNA helicase activity; DNA binding
Source: RefSeq, a predicted model, not a curated record
AUGGCAGCAGUCGACUGCCCCAUCUGCAACAAGCCCGUCAAGGAGGCGCUAAUCAACUCCCACAUCGACUCGGGCUGCGAGAGCCACAUCUUCAACCCCGAGCGCACCUCGUCCCCUCCCGCAGCGACCCAGGCCAACGGUAGUUCGAAGCUCUCUUCGUCCCAGGCCAAGCGCCCAGCCUCCUCCUUCUUCCAGACCCCUUCUGCGAAGCGCCAUGCCCCUCCGACCAAGGUCCUCACCACCCCCGCCAACGGAGGCGGUACGACCCGCCCGACGGCUGGCGUGAAACGCAGCUAUGACGACGGCCCCGGCGCCGAGCCCUCCCCUUUCGCCAUGGCCAAUACCGCCGACACGGACAGCGACGCGGCCGAGCAACAGCAGCAGCAGCAGCCCGAGACCGGUCCCGUGGCGAAGCGCGCAAAGACGGCCCGCGCCGCGCCCCUCGCCGAGCGCAUGCGGCCCAGGACCCUCGACGAGGUCUGUGGCCAGGACCUCGUCGGCCCCCAUGGCGUGCUGCGCUCCCUCAUCGAGUCGGACCGCGUGCCCUCCAUGAUCCUCUGGGGCGGCUCCGGCACGGGCAAGACGACCAUCGCGCGCUGCAUCGCGCAGAGCGUCGGCUCGCGCUUCAUCGAGAUGAACGCCACCUCGUCGGGCGUCGCCGAGUGCAAGAAGCUGUUCGCCGAGGCCGCCAACGAGUUGGCGCUGACGGGGCGUAAGACCAUCAUCUUCUGCGACGAGAUCCACCGCUUCUCCAAGUCGCAGCAGGACGUCUUCCUUAAGCCCGUCGAGGCCGGCACCAUCACCCUCAUCGGCGCGACGACGGAGAACCCCAGCUUCCGCGUGCAGCAGGCGCUGCUGUCUCGCUGCCGGACCUUCACGCUGUCCAAGCUCGCCAACGAGGACGUGGCGCGCAUCCUGCUGCGCGCCAUCAGCGAGGAGACACGGGUCGGCAACUACCCGGGGAGCCCGCUCGUCGACGGCGAGCUCGUGACGUACCUCGCCGCCUUCUCGGACGGCGACGCCCGCACGGCACUGAACCUGCUCGAGCUUGCGCUGUCACUCUCGACGCGGCCGGAGGCCACCAAGGAGGACAUCAAGGCGUCGCUGACCAAGACCCUCGUGUACGACCGCGCAGGCGACCAGCACUACGACACCAUCUCGGCCUUCCACAAGGCCGUCCGCGGCUCCGACCCGGACGCCGCGCUCUACUAUCUCGCGCGCAUGCUGCAGUCGGGCGAGGACCCGCUCUUCGUCGCGCGCCGCAUGGUCGUCAUCGCCUCUGAGGACGUCGGUCUCGCCGACAACACGCUCCUGCCGCUCGCGACGGCCGCCUACACGGCCGCGCAGCAGAUCGGCAUGCCCGAGGCCCGGAUCCCGCUGGCCCACUGCGCCGUCGCGCUGAGCCUCGCGCCCAAGAGCACCCGGGCCUACCGCGGGCUGAACAACGCCUACGCCGCGCUGCGGGAGCCCGGCGUCGCGGCCCUGCCGGUCCCGCUGCACCUGCGCAACGCGCCGACGCGGCUAAUGCGCGAGAUGGGCUACGGCGCCGAGUACAAGUACCCGCCCAACUACAGGGGUGGCAGGGUCCGCCAGGAGUACCUGCCGGACGAGCUCGUCGGGCGGCGGUUCCUGGAGGACAGGGACCUGGGGACCGAGGUCGAUCCGGACCUGGAGAUGGAAACGGAGACGUGA